This is a messenger RNA of Drosophila takahashii, 3999 nucleotides long. RefSeq names its product Activating transcription factor 3 (gene Atf3). The record is from RefSeq and is a predicted model, not a curated record. Lineage: Eukaryota; Metazoa; Arthropoda; Insecta; Diptera; Drosophilidae. Gene Ontology annotation, cellular component: nucleus. Gene Ontology annotation, biological process: regulation of transcription by RNA polymerase II. Gene Ontology annotation, molecular function: RNA polymerase II cis-regulatory region sequence-specific DNA binding; DNA-binding transcription factor activity, RNA polymerase II-specific.
UCGAACGCAACGCCGCUGUCGCCGACUGCGCCGCUCCAACCAACCAACUGGCCAGCCAGCCGACCAACCCACCCCCUGUUCCGUGCCGUUCCGUUCCGCUCGGCCCCCCUCUACCCUGCUACCACCCCCUUCUACACACAACAACCACUGGCGUUCGUUCUUAUUAGAUUUGAUGACGGAUCCGACUUAGAACGACCGACCGACCACGAAAACAACAAAAACAACACAUCGACGGACGGUCGGCCGGCCGCGCCUUGUGGCCGUUUCAUUUCCCUCUCGUUUCUCGCCCGUUCCACUUGUUCCAUUCGUUCCGUUCUCGCGCCGUUAGAAUCGCACUCUGCCGCCGCCGCUGCCGCAGUCGCUGCCACUGGCUGACUUAUUGGCUUUAAGCGAAUUUGAACGUCGCUCGAACUUUUAUUCAACGUGUUUGUUUCAUCGUGUGAGCAACUCUGAAACGCUACACAUUCGCAGCGGAAAUUGAAAACUUAAAAAAACACAAAAACCGAAAACACAAAACCCCAAGCCCCCUUGAAAUAAAUCAAACUAAGCCCAAAAAGAAAAAAAACUCGCGAUACGCAAGUGUUAAUCAAGAUAUUUAAGAUAAAGUUUAUAUUGUAAUCCCCAAAAAAAAAUCAAAGAGAUCUUAUAACAAAUUUUUUUAAAGUGUUGAACCCACAAAGUGCUUUAAACAACAAAUAACAACAACAACUACCAAAAUGCCUUACAACAGCGUCACGCUUUAGUGUCACAAGUACAAGUCCCCACCCCUUUCGCAAACUACCCAUUUGAAACUGAAAGAAACAAGGAGGCCCAAACAGGUGUCCGCCACCGGAGACAAUCAGCAGCAGCAGCAGGUGGGCAGAGCUCCUCUUCAAAGAGACAGAGAGAGAGAGAAGGAGAGAGAGAUUCCCCAACAGAUUCGCUGCCGAUGUGCCGGCUGUUCAACGUUCGACAUUCAACGCAUUCGCUCGGCCUUAGCGCUCUGAGCAACAACAGCAAAAAGUCGGGAAUUUAGAGCCGAUGGAACCGAUGGAUCGGCCAUAUUCCUCCAAAAGUCGUCCCUUCUGCUCCAUGAAUCCCUUGAAUAAACCGAAAAAGGAACUGUAGUUUGGUGAACUUGUGAUAAGCGGAAAAGUGAAAAGUGUGUGCCUCCAGAAACCUAAAAUAUAUAAAUAUAUAUAUACAAAAAAGAAUACUUUUUGGACAGUCCAAACAACCAAUGCAACGCGUAGGCCUUCAACUGUGAUUUAAGAAUAUAUAACAAAAAAAGAAGAAGAAAAAUAAGAAAAAACCAACCCCGUUUGUUAACAUUAAGUUUUAUUAGUUUGUAUUAUUAUUAACUUACCGCGUGUGCAACUGCUAACAGCUAACCAACAUGUUCAACUCCAACAUACCGGCCUCCUCGCUGCUCGGCCUCGACCAAAGCGGCCUGCUGAUGGGCGGCCAUACGCCCAAGACGCCCGAGAUCCUCAACUCGCUGAUCGCCAUGACCAAUCCGCUGGACAACUUUAGUUUCAGUUCGGCGGCAGCGGCGGCCGUUUCGGCGGCCGUUUCCGCAUCCGCCGCCUCGUCGGCAUCCUGCAGUGCCGCCUCCACGCCGGUAGUUACCGUGCGUCACUUCAACGGCGGUCAUCCCAACGGCCAGUCGCACUCGCAGGACAGCAGUCAUUCCAGUUGCUCCGGAUCGCCGCUCGACUCGCCAGCGGGCACGGCCACCACGCCCAGCGUCCAACAGACCUGCUCGCGUUUAAUCAAGGAGGGCCUCAAGCUGUCCAUCCAGAGCAAGCGCAAGCUCUCCACCUGCGACUCCAGCUCCGGUUCGGAGCAGCCGCACUCCAAGUACUCGCGGCGCAGCAACCACAACGGCGGCGGCGGCGGACACAGCGGCAGCAGCAGCAACAACAACUACAGCGGCAGCCUGAGCAACGCCAACGAUCUGGACGAUGACUGCGGCCUGGAGGAGGAGUCCAGUGACGAGGAUAGCGAAACGAAGUCGUCGCAGCCCAAGGGACUGACGCCGGAGGACGAGGACCGCAGGCGGCGGCGUCGCGAGCGCAACAAGAUUGCGGCCACCAAGUGCCGGAUGAAGAAGCGCGAACGCACCCAGAAUCUGAUCAAGGAAUCGGAGGUGUUGGACACCCAGAAUGUGGAGCUGAAGAGCCAGGUGCGUCUGCUGGAAACGGAGCGCCGGAAGCUGAUGGACAUGCUGCAAUCGCAUGGUUGCCAACGCGCCGGAGGCUGUCAAUUGCCCAAUCAGCUGCUUCAAUCGCCGGCCCAGAAAUAUCUAAGUGAAUUGGAGCUAGAAACGGCGAACGAGGUGGCAAAUUCCGGCUGCAGCAGCAACAACCAGCGGCUACAGAGCAUACCCUCGAUAGCCACGUUUAAGUACGGUUCCAAAACGGCGGCAGCGAUGGCUCAGCAACUGCCCAAUGGCUAUUGCAAGCCCUCGCCGAGCGCCCAGGAGUUUGAGCAUGCCGGCUACCAGCAAUCGUUGAAUACCGCCGAUCAGCAGCAGCAGCAGGGGAAUCCCAUUCCCAUUCCCAGUCCCAGUCUGAUUUCCGACUAUGUGCCCAACUGCGAAGGCCUGACCACCACCAGCAGCAGCAGCAAUCCAAACAGCAGCAACGCCAGCAGCAGCAGCAGCAAUAUCAGUACCAGCAACAACAACAUCAGCAAUGCCACUAGCAACAACACCAGUGCAACAACGCCCACCGCAAUAGCCAGCACCACCAGCAGCAGUAGCGCCAUUGAGUUUGUCAAGAACGAACUGGUGGACUCGCAGAGUCCCUACACCACCGCCUUGAGUGCCGAGAGGUUCCUUUUUGAGCCCAGCGAUGGUUUUCCGGACAUCAAGCAUGCCUGUGUUCUGCCCUCGCCCUGCGGUAUCAAUAGCCUCAGCAUGGUUCACACGAAUCAAGGCGCCAGUGCUAACGGAAAUAUAAACAAUAAUGUUAAUCAGAAUAAUAAUAAUAAUAACAAUAACAAUAAUAACAACAAUCACCUGAUGGACUUCCACCAUGGUGGCCUGCAGCAUGGUAACCACAACAUUGGCGUGGGCGUUGGAGUAGGUGUAGGUGUGGGUGUGAUGACGCCCUACGACGAUGAGCAGUUGCUGCUGAUGAAGAACGGCUGCUAUGCCAGCGAUUUGAUGUCCCAACUGGUGGAGGAUUGCGGCGAGUAUGUGGAUUUGGACACGGCCACCGCCUUUAUGAACAACGGCAGUUGCCUGGCGUGAGGAAGGGCGCCGGACAGGGAGCGGGAUCGAGAAAGGGACCGCGACCUGCUGCUCCUAGCCUUCGAUCAGCCGCAGCAACAGCAACAGCGGGAGCAACCUACUGCAGAGAAGGAGGAGCCACCAGCACAACUUGAUCGGCAGGUGGAACUCGAACUCGAAAUGGAGCUGCAAUUGGGAGAGGAGCAAGAUCCGCCGGCCUGGGCCCACGUAGACUACUGGUGCUAGGCCAUCAUCGUAAACCCUAUAUAAACUAAUAAUGUUAAUCCUAAUCGCCACUCAUUGACUAAGCAAAAGCAGGAGUAGGAGUACAGACAAAGAUAAAGAAACAGAAGCCGCAGUCAGUCCCCCUAAGACAACCCAUAACCCAUAACAAUCCGGCCCUAUUAUUUCCCAAAUAAUUUACCCAAAAAUUCUAACUUUUUCUGAUAUUUAUUUGCACUCAACAUUUUUCAAGUCACCUCUUUAUUUUUUUUUUUUUUUUGGUAACCCAGCAAUCCAAGUUCUUCCAAUAGGCCCCCAUCCCGCAAUUCAAUCAUGGACCACUCGAAUAUAAUCCCCAAGCCCCAGAUUUACAUAUAUGUACCCCCAGAACCUUUGAUCCCAAGUCCGCCUGGAGCCGGCAUCCAGCCUGUGGCUUAACUACCUCAUGAAGAAAGAAGCAGAAACAAUUAACAAGUAACUAUCAUUAAAGAGCUGUAAGGAGAGUAAGGUGUAAAGAACGUAGGACGAUGGACGACAAAAGAGCAGAAGCAGAAGAAGAAUCG